AUGUCUCUGCUGAGAGUCAGAGAAUAUUCGAUUCUUUGCAAAUCGGUUCGCCUCCUCUCCGGCGGGACUUCGCCUCUUGCAUUUUCUUCUGGCUCUGGGCGGCCUGGUCAGAUCGUCAUUUUGGGGUGGGCCUCGACAUCCCUUUCCGUCUUCAAGUGGAUUUCUUCCGUCGCGGUUGCCAUGGCGGGUGGAAGUUGGAGGGAGUUAUCUUGCCGGCGUAGAGUUGGGCUGGGGUCGGUGCUGUUUUCGGGCACCGGUGUGAAGCAGACGCUGCCGGCUCUCCCCGAAGUCGUUGUUCCUGGUGCUGGAAUAGAGGUCUGUGUGUUGAAUUAG
Molecule: messenger RNA, 333 nt
Organism: Striga asiatica
Lineage: Eukaryota; Viridiplantae; Streptophyta; Magnoliopsida; Lamiales; Orobanchaceae
Source: the annotation of a GenBank genome assembly